AUGCUUAUAUAUAAAGCAAUCAAGAAGCGCCGCGAAGAAAACCAGCCUAGUUCUGAGCCAGCCGUUCAUUCAGAGAAACACAAUGAGAAGAAGUUGUGUUCACAUCGUCUAGGAAGCCAAAGCCAAACUUCAACCUCACCAUUAUUAUCAAACACAUCAAAGCAGACUUACAUUCACCCGGAAGCCGGGCCUCUUGAACCCCAGCAGGCAGAAGCCUCCCUCGAGUUAGCCGAUUUAAACCAGCGAUCUCAAAUACAGGCGUCAGGGCCAUGUGAGUUGUGUAAAAAGGAGAAACAUAACGCCCGUGUUUACCGAUGGAAGUUGAUUGCGGGCUUAUUGCUCCCAUACUUCCUAGCAUCCGUGGACUUGACCAUUGUCGCUGCUGCAUUGCCUUUUAUUGCAUCUCACUUUAACAAGUUGGAUCAACUCAACUGGAUUGUAACGGCCUUUACCCUUACUUCAACGGCGUUCAUUCCUGCCUUUGGCCAACUAUCCGAUGUCUUUGGCCGCCAUUUCGUUCUACAACUAGCAAUGUUUCUUAUGCUCAUCGGCAGCGUUUUAUGCGCUGUUGCCCCAUCGUGGGGUGUCCUCUUGCUAGGUAGGGCAUUGCAAGGAACAAGCGCAUCGGGUAUCACAAAUUUGAUUCAGAUAAUACUGGCCGAUAAAGUCAGCCUGAAAGACAACGCAAAGAACAGUACCAUCUUCCAGUUCGUUGCUGGAAUUUCCUACAGUGUGGGGCCUAUUAUCGGUGGUGAGUUCCUCAGCCCAGUUUCAGGGGACUUCUUACCUGGCCUGGCUACUAUUGAUAUCGGCGGCACUUUUCUAUUUGUCUUUGGCGUUGGCCUGAUUAUUCUUGGUACUGCUUGGGGUGGUGUUACAUACCCAUGGACCCAUGCGGCCGUCCUUACUCCACUGGUUAUCGGGUCGAUUCUUUUUGUUUUCUUCUUUGUCUAUGAGUACCUACUUGAACCCGAACGUGUAUUUGGCCGUCUACUUCCUCAACAGACACCUAUGAUACCCUCGGACAUCAUCAAGAAUAGGGAUACUAUUGUCUUGGCCAUUAUCGAAUUUGCAACUGGUGCUGAAUCUCUACCAUAUCUGAUACUAAUAUUUCAAACCCCUAAAGCCAUGUUUUCUGUUUUCUAUUUCAUCUCGAUCUACUUCACCCUUGUUGAGGGUUACGAAGCUGGGCGCUCUGGCCUCCAGUUACUCUACUAUAUCCCGGGUAUUGGAUUUGGCGCUUACUUUGCCAUGUUCACCUGCAAUGUCUGGCCGGCACAAACAUUCGUUCCCCUAAGUGUGGGCACUGUAAUCGAAACAGUUGGAAUCGCCCUCCUGACCUGGGCAACCACAACUCGAAACAUUCCUGUCGUUAGCGGAAUGAUGGCUGUUGCUGGCGCUGGAACAGGAAUGCGAUUUAUGCCGGCCACACUACAUGUGGCUGGAAUCUGGCCCGAUAGGAUUGCCCCUGCCAUGUCCAUCAUGAGGUUCAGCCUGCCUUUUGGCGGAACACUUGCGUUGACCAUUAUGGGCAGUGUGUUUAACAACAAGAUGGCCGAGAUCUUCCGACCUGGCAGUGGUAAGGGAGGCCUGGACCUACAUAAUACGGGUCAAAGCCUGGAGGCAAUUGACAAAUUGCCCCCGGAUAUCCAAAACUAUGUGCGCAACCUGGCGAAGAAUGCUGUGAUGUGGGCAUUUAUUUCAAUUAUUCCUAUUAUGGCAAUCAGUCUAGUGGCCGUAUUCUUCCUUGGAAAUGUCUGGAUCAAGUCUAAAAAGGCCAAGGAGGAGGCUGAGAGGAAAGCCGCAGAGGAUGGUAAGAUUGGGGAGGCUAUUGUUAGCAGCGAGGUUAUCCAGGUCCCCUUCCUGUGGGCUCUUAUUACGGGCACCGUUGAAGUCAACAAGUAUAUCAGCACUCCCCUUUCAAAGGCGGAGAAAGAGAAACAAGCAUAUGCUGUGCUCGAGGAGAAAAACAAACUUCGAGCCCUCAAGAAGGACAAAACAGUUAAUGCAGAGGUCUAG
Trichophyton benhamiae CBS 112371 is the source of this 2019-nucleotide messenger RNA. Its product is annotated as MFS multidrug transporter, putative. Gene Ontology annotation, molecular function: basic amino acid transmembrane transporter activity. Gene Ontology annotation, cellular component: fungal-type vacuole membrane. The record is from RefSeq and is a predicted model, not a curated record. Lineage: Eukaryota; Fungi; Ascomycota; Eurotiomycetes; Onygenales; Arthrodermataceae. Gene Ontology annotation, biological process: basic amino acid transport; transmembrane transport. The transcript is spliced from 7 exons. Bases 1 to 2019 code for a protein of 672 amino acids.